AUGCGGUUCUUUUCUGGCAUCGUGGCACAAUCUCAACCCCGUGCGGUGGACAAAGGGAACCGAGGAGACGACCCCGAACCAGUGUCCAGUUCAGACACCUCUAUUAUACACGACGGCAAUCUAGCAUAUACUCGCGCCAAGGGAGGGAAUGGCUCAGAGCCAUCUUAUCAAGAGGCUGUAGGAGCCCCGGUAGAAGUCCGCUCGCCCUUGGGCUACCACGUCGGAUGGGCGGGCGUGGUAUUUCUGAAUGUAAACAUGCUGAUUGGAACUGGGAUAUUCUCAACACCGGCUGCUGUGCUCAAGGGUACCGGAUCCGUCGGCCUCGCCCUGAUCUAUUGGACAAUUGGUAUUCUUAUGGCCCUGGCCGGCUUGAGCGUUUAUCUCGAGCUGGCGAGCUACUUCCCGAACCGAAGCGGAUCAGAGGUGGUGUACCUGGAGCAGGCCUAUCCAAGACCUAAGCACUUCUUUCCCAUCGCCUUUGCCGUGCAGAGCGUGGCCUUGUCCUUCAGCAGCAGCAACGCUAUCGUUCUCUCUCGUUAUCUGUGGCGGCUCGGCGGCGAGAAUCCUAGCCCGUGGCAGCUCAAGGGAGUGGCCAUGGCUGCCUACACUGUGGCCGUGCUCUGUGUUGCCAUCCAUACCAAGUACUCGCUUUGGGCUACAAACCUGCUGGGCGCGGUCAAGAUCAUUACCCUGAUCUUUAUUAGCAUCACCGGAUUUGUUGUACUUGGCAAGAAUGUCUCGAGCGUGCCAGACCCCACUGCCAACUUCCGCAACGCCUUCGAAGGCACUACUAGCAGUGGAAAUGACCUCUCCACUGCCCUCAUCAACAUUGUAUUCUCAUACAGCGGGUAUCAAAACGCAUUCAGCAUGGUGAAUGAGAUCAGGAACCCCAUUCCGACUCUCAAGAAGUAUGCCACGGCAUCCGUGAUGAUCGUUGCUGUGCUCUACCUGCUGUGUAACAUUGCAUACUUUGCUGCUGUCCCCAAGGGAGAACUCAAGGCAGCCAAGGAAGUCGCUGCUGCCGUCUUCUUCACCAAGGUCUUCGGCCGAGGGCGCGCUGAGCAAGCACUCAACGUCCUCGUUCUCCUCAGCGCCUUUGGCAACCUUCUGGCUGUUCUCAUCGGCCAGUCUCGCAUCAUCCGCGAGAUUGGCCGCCAGGGCGUGCUUCCACGGACAAGGUUCUGGGUGACAACUAAGCCUUUUGGAACGCCUCUGGGCCCCUAUUUCCUCAAGUGGAUCAUGACUUUUAUUAUGAUUGCUGCUCCGCCUGCAGGCGACGCAUUUCAGUUUGUCAUCAGCCUCAAGACGUAUCCGGACGCCAUGUUCAACUUUGCACUCGCCGUCGGCGUCUACAUCAUCCGCUACCGUCGCAAACGAGCAGGACUGGACCGCUCCGAGUUCCGGUCUUGGCACGUUGCGGUCAUCUUCUUUAUCCUGCUCCAAGUCUAUAUCCUUGCCAUGCCGUGGUGGCCGCCAAAGGGAGGACCGUACGCAGGCGAAUUCGGCUUCUGGUACGCCACGCACUGUGCCGUGGGCAUCGCGAU
Messenger RNA from Thyridium curvatum, 1544 nucleotides. RefSeq lists its product as uncharacterized. Gene Ontology annotation, biological process: amino acid transmembrane transport. NCBI's taxonomy places the organism in Eukaryota, Fungi, Ascomycota, Sordariomycetes, Thyridiales, Thyridiaceae. The record is from RefSeq and is a predicted model, not a curated record. Gene Ontology annotation, molecular function: L-amino acid transmembrane transporter activity. Gene Ontology annotation, cellular component: membrane. The transcript has 5 exons. The annotation marks the transcript as partial.